Molecule: messenger RNA, 324 nt
Organism: Geodia barretti
Lineage: Eukaryota; Metazoa; Porifera; Demospongiae; Tetractinellida; Geodiidae
Source: the annotation of a GenBank genome assembly
AUGAGUAUAUCCCAGCGGCGUCGGAGUUCAGUCACUCGUGAGGUUAUCAACGCCAAUGCCCCUCUAAUCUUGAGGCAAAUGGACCUCGGGAAGGUGGCCCAGGCGGUCAGUGAGGUGGAAGGGAUGCUGACCCCAGACCAGGUAAACCGCCUGUAUCAGAGGUUCACUCCGGAGGAAGAGAGGAAGGCCCAGCUCCUGGAGUGGGUCUGUCAGAAGGGAGACCAGAGACGUGAUCAGUUCCUGAAGUGUCUGUGUGAGACUGGUCAUGAGGAGCUUGCCAGUCAACUGCAGGAGCAGUUCGACAGCCAAUUGCAACAGCAGUAA